This is a messenger RNA of Pneumocystis jirovecii RU7, 351 nucleotides long. RefSeq lists its product as uncharacterized. Bases 1 to 351 code for a protein of 116 amino acids. The transcript is spliced from 4 exons. Lineage: Eukaryota; Fungi; Ascomycota; Pneumocystomycetes; Pneumocystales; Pneumocystaceae. The record is from RefSeq and is a predicted model, not a curated record.
AUGGGAUCAAAGUCUGAUAUCUAUUUUGUCUCUUUUUUAAAUGUUACGGUAUUAGUAAAUCCAAAGCUUUUGCUUCCUGAUCAUGUUCUUGUUAUUUCUACGCGACCUGUAAUGCGUCUUUUUGAUUUGUUAAUCACAGAAGCAUUUAGAGCUUUUUCUUCUGCCAUUGCUAUUCAGGAUGAGAAAAUUGUUGGACAGACAAGUUUUCUAGGAAUUCCUCUUAUUUUAAUGAAAGUUAUGAGAUUUAUGAGUUGUCUUCUGAUGAGAGGCCAAUUUGUGUUGAAUACUCAUGAGAAAAUGGCUAGUUUUGAAAGGACAGACGACUCCCUAAGCAAAGUUGUCAGGAAAUAG